Messenger RNA from Galeopterus variegatus (Sunda flying lemur), 3690 nucleotides. RefSeq names its product threonine synthase-like 1 (S. cerevisiae) (gene THNSL1). NCBI's taxonomy places the organism in Eukaryota, Metazoa, Chordata, Mammalia, Dermoptera, Cynocephalidae. The transcript is spliced from 4 exons. Gene Ontology annotation, cellular component: cytoplasm. Bases 296 to 2527 code for a protein of 743 amino acids. The record is from RefSeq and is a predicted model, not a curated record.
GAGGUGGCAUUGGUGGCUGCGGAACGCUGCUUCCCAUUUCCUUUCCUUCCCCCCGUCUUCUCAGUGUGAUUUUCUUGACUCCACUUUUUGCAAAGAUCAACUUUGUCUCAGAAUUAACAAACUCUUCAUCUAAGAUUGGUUCCGGUGUGUCCUAUGUUUACAUGUCAGUGGGAGUUAAGCACAGCUCAUACAAGCUGAAAAGUCUAAUAAGGAAAUGAAUUCCUUCUCUCAAGUUAUAAUUUUACUUGGCUAAAGCCAUAUUUUUACAUUGGCUUGGGCAGAAAAGUGAAAGAGAAUGCUCCACUUGAACCGAUGUCAGCAUCUGAAACAGAUAACACAGAAGUGUUUUUCUAUUAUACGUGUUAAAACAGAUAAACGUGCACAGCUGUUUCUUUCAAGAAUCUUUGCAUUUGCAGAAUUAAGGAAGUCAUGGUAUUCAACCCACUCUCUUGUUGGAGACAAAAAUAUUAUCCUGAUGGGACCUCCUGGUGCUGGGAAAACAACAGUAGGCAGAAUAAUAGGUCAGAAACUUGGUUGUUGUGUCAUAGAUGUGGAUGAUGAUAUCCUUGAAAAAACCUGGAAUAUGAGCGUGUCUGAAAAAUUACAGGAUGUUGGUAAUGAGCAAUUUUUAGAAGAGGAAGGAAAAGCUGUGUUAAACUUCUCUGCAUCUGGAAGUGUGAUUUCCCUUACUGGGUCCAAUCCAAUGCACAAUGCUAGCAUGUGGCAUCUGAAGAAAAAUGGAAUAAUUGUAUACCUGGAUGUACCUCUAAUAGACAUAAUUGGUCGUUUAAAAUUAAUGAAGAUAGAUAGGAUUGUAGGUCAGAAUUCUGCAACAUCUAUGAAAGACUUACUUCAGUUUAGAAGACAGUAUUAUAAGAAGUGGUAUGAUGCUCGUGUUUUUUGUGAAAGUGGGGCUUCCCCAGAGGAGGUAGCUGACAAAGUGCUGAAUGCAGUUAAAAGAUACCAAGAUGAAGACUCAGAAACAUUUGUUUCAACAAGACAUACGUGGCAUAAAGACUGUGAACAGAAGGAUUCAACAAAAUUUUUUAGCGAAGCUGUGAUUGAGGGGUUAGCUUCUGAUGGUGGACUCUUUGUUCCCGAGAAGGAGUUCCCAAAAGUAAGCUGUAGGGAGUGGAAAAGCCUAGUAGGAGCAACCUAUAUAGAAAGAGCGCAAAUACUAUUGGAAAGGUGCAUACAUCCUGCGGACAUACCUGCUGCCAGAUUGGGAGAAAUGAUUGAAACUGCUUAUGGGGAAAACUUCACCUGCUCAAAAAUUGCCCCUGUCAGGCACCUUUCAGGCAACCAGUUCAUCUUGGAGUUGUUUCAUGGACCAACAGGAUCAUUUAAAGAUUUAUCUUUGCAGCUUAUGCCUCAUCUUUUUGCACACUGUAUUCCACCAAACUGCAAUUAUAUGAUACUUGUAGCUACUUCAGGAGACACAGGGAGUGCAGUCUUAAAUGGUUUUAGUCGUCUUAAUGAGAAUGACAAACAAAGAAUAGCUGUGGUUACAUUUUUUCCUGAGAACGGAGUAAGUGAUUUUCAAAAAGCACAAAUAAUUGGCAGUCAGAGAGAAAAUGGCUGGGCAGUAGGUGUCAAGUCAGAUUUUGAUUUUUGCCAGACAGCUAUGAAAAAUAUUUUUAAAGAUUCUGAUUUUACUGGCUUUCUUACCAUGGAAUAUGGGACAAUCUUAAGUUCAGCUAAUUCCAUAAACUGGGGCCGACUGCUUCCCCAGAUCGUUUAUCAUGCUUCUGCAUAUCUUGAUCUUGUCAGCCAAGGAUUUAUUUCUUUUGGAAGCCCCGUAGAUGUCUGUAUUCCUACAGGAAACUUUGGUAACAUAUUAGCAGCAGUGUAUGCCAAAAUGAUGGGAAUCCCUAUUCGAAAAUUUAUCUGUGCCUCUAAUGAGAACCAUGUUUUGACUGAUUUUAUAAAAACAGGACAUUAUGAUCUAAGGGAAAGGAAAUUAGCACAAACCUUUUCACCAUCAAUAGAUAUUCUCAAAUCUUCAAACCUGGAACGACAUUUACACUUGAUAGCCAAUAAAGAUGGACAGUUAAUGACAAAAUUAUUUAAUCAAUUAGAAAAUCAGCAUCACUUCCAGAUAGAAAAGAUUCUAGUUGAGAAACUUCAGCAGGAAUUCAUAGCUGACUGGUGCUCUGAGGGAGAGUGCUUAGCAGCUAUUAACUCUACCUACAAUACUUCGGGGUAUAUUUUGGAUCCACACACUGCUGUUGCAAAAGUAGUUGCAGACAGAAUGCAAGACAAAACUUGCCCAGUGAUUGUCUCAUCUACAGCUCAUUACUCAAAGUUUGCACCUGCUAUCAUGCAGGCUUUAAAGAUUAAAGAAAUCAAUGAAACGUCAUCAAGUCAAGUUUAUUUACUGGGUUCAUACAAUGCAUUACCCCCACCACAUGAGGCUUUAUUAGAGAGGACAAAACAGCAAGAGAAGAUGGAGUACGAAGUCUGUGCAGCCGAUGUGAAUGUCCUGAAGAGUCAUGUGGAGAAAUUAAUCCAAAAUCAAUUCAUAUGAAAGUUUUCUGAGUAAAAUAUUUUUUUUUUCUGGUGAUAAGCAUGCAAUAAUCUCAAAAGUUGAUUUGAAGUAUAAUAGCAUUUUGUUUUUUAUGUAAAUGUCUCUGUGUUUUUUAUCUUCUGAAAUUUCAAUAGCUUAUUUUCUAAGAGUGAACACUGUACCUGCAUUGUACCUCCUUAGAUUUUAAAGUAGACGUGGCAAAAGGUAGCAUAGUGCAUGGACCCUUGUGCUAGCAUGCUUUGCUUUGUGCUCAUAAGGGAUAUGUUAGUUUCCACUCCCUUACCACCAUUUUUAAGUAGACCAGAAUGUCUGGUAUUUAAUUUGGCAGUUAAAAUAUUUAAGCACAGUUUUUAUAUACUACAUCUGUAAGUAUUUACUAGUUCUAUAUUGACUAGAAAGUUAAUUUAAACUCAAAAUAGCUAAGUUGUAUGGAGGAAGUAGUAAGUUUAUCAAUUAAGAUUAGAGCCAGUGUUUUUAACCCUUCUCAAACUCCAUUUCGGACUACAAUCAAUGAUGUGCAUCCCACACUGUCCAAAUAAGUGUUCUGUCCUUCACUCCCCUUUGAAUGUUUGUUAGUUAGGGUGAUGAAGUUAGAAAAUCAAGACAUAAUUUAAAUCCAGGAUGUAACAGUCAACAGAACUACUUAGUGUAUAUAGAGGUAAAAUUACCUACUUCAAGAGGAAAGUUUUCUGAAAUUAAGAGUAUUUGAAUAGUCUUAAUAGAAGUAUAUUUACAGUUAUAGACAGCAGUUUUCCUUGUAUUUGAAGUCCAUUCCUAUAUAAUUUGUCUAUUGUCUCUUUUUCAAUGACCAUUGUCUUUUUUGGCAGAUGAAACCACAUACAACCAGUACACAUGUAUUUAUAUUCCUUUGUAGUAACAAUACAUUUUGACCGUGACUUACGUUUGUGAAUUUAAUGGAUGUUUUAUUUCCGAAUUAAAGAUUGUCACUGAAAGGACCUAUUAGUGUUAUGGACCACUGUCAACCACAAGAUGGCAUUCUUAACAAUUGGGUUUUACUGAUAACAUUCUACUUCAUUUUGUGGGGGAACUACCUCCAUGAAGAAAUAUAUUAAAAGUGAUAAUGAUGAAAGCAUUUUAAUGGUUUAAUGAACAGGAGGGAUUUGUUUGAAAAAAAUGUAAAAAUUAAACCGAUUUUAUGUUAA